UUAUUUGGCCUUUUUACAUUAUCUUACUCUGAAUGUUGCCCCAGGCUCAUUCUCAGACAAGCCAGAAUGCGAAUCCAUUCUCAGUGUAUCAGCAGACGUAUGGAGCAGAGGUGGAUCUCAGCCCAUACAGUUUUAAUCUUCAGACUUUCCUAGCAUAUCCUUACUUAUUCAGAGGGACUACAAGAUCAUGACAGCUACAGCUUAACGAGUAUAAUCAAUAUUUAUUGAGAAAUCGCCAGGAUUACGAUGCUGAUACUCCUCCAAGCGCCGAAACUUUAAAUGUUCUUGAUCAGAUUAGCAGCUACUCAUAUUUAUCCUCUCACAACGAGAAUGACUUCACAGGUUAUGAGAGAUGAAGGGACGAGUUCAGCCAAAGAUAUUAUGUAGUUCACAGAAAGGAUCAGCCCCAUAUCUUACAUUUUGGAAUGUGCAUCCCUAGUCAGUGCACUCCUGACGAUGUUCUGUAUAUCAUUAGGGGAAUCAGAAGGGUCAGAGCUGCCUUUGGCGAUCAGAAUGUCAAUAUUGAAGGUGCUUCACUUGGAGCAUUAGAACUUCUUGACGAUAGUUUUGAGUUAAGAGUUUAUGACUCAGAUGUAAUGAAUGAGGAUGCAAAGGACGUGGAGUUUGGACAUGUUGUAUUCUGGAGCUUCUUUGGGAUAAUGGCUUUACUCGUCAUAUCAGCUACUGCUUAUUCAAUUUUCAUGCAAGCAAGAGAGGAGGCUGAUAUCAACGACAAUCUUAGAGCUCAAGGAGCUCGGAACUUCUCUGAACGUCUAAUAUUAGGUUUUUCUCUUGGUCGAUCCUUGGAGAAGUUGACAAAUACCAGCAGCAGGCUUGGCGCAAACACUCUUGAACCGCUGCGUGGGUUCAAAUUCAUGUUCGCAGCAUGGCUUUCCAUCGGGAUAUAUGCCUAUGUGGCAUAUUUGCCACUGAAGGAAUCUGAAAAAUUAGAAAAUGAGCUAUCGAAGGAUUUACUCACUGUGUUUGGUAAAGCUGUAAUAUUUAUGACUGAUGGACUACUUUGGAUCAGUGGUGUUUACACUGCCUACGGAUAUAUCUACGAGCAGGUUGAAGUCAGAAAUGUUAUCAGUGAAAGUUGGAAAGAAAGGCCAUUAUCAGAAAAACUGAGCAUCUUCGGUCUAGACAUUCUUAAUAAAGUUGGAAAGUUAUGGUUCCUGUCUCUUAUGUCAAUUCUCAUUUUUGGUUGGGCUGGCCCAACUAUUGGCAAUGGUCCUGUCUUUUCAGAGCAGUAUUAUUAUAAUACAAGGAAAAUGAAUGAUUAUUGGUACACAUAUCUAACAUUUACGAAUAACUUCCUUGAAAUUCAAAAUCAAGGACUCAUUUGGGGAAGUUUUAUUGCCACUGAGGUCCAGUUAUUUAUCUGAGCACUCCCUUUCAUUAGAAUGCUAAUAAACCGAAGAACAAUGGGAAUGGCUAUACUUUCAUUUUUAAUGAUUUGAUCUCUUUCUGCAUCUUUUGUAUGGUCUAUCACCAAAGAUGUAAAAAUUUCGGUGAUUAGGGACGCUUAUCAAGUCAUGGAAUAUCAGCAGAAAUUCUUCUUGAAAGCAUUCCCUUACUGCAUGGGAAUCUUUACAGGUCUAUUUACGUGGAAGGCUCAUCACGAAGAGAAUGAAGGAACUAUGUUUCAACAGAUUGUGGAAAAAAUUGAAGAGAAUAAAGCUUUUAGGUAUAUGAUGCACUUUUGUGGAGUCUCUAUGAUCCUACUUGUGAUAUUUGCUCUUCAUCCAAUUGAUCACGACAGAGAUCAUGAUAUUGAUGCUGUGAGUGCGGUCUUACUUACAGCUUCUCAGAUUUUAAUGCCUCUUGGACUAGCUCUGAACUUUAUCCCAAUGGUGCUGAACCGAUCUGAAAUUUUGAAAUCAAUAAUGGGAAGUAGGCUGUUGAAGCCUCAUUCAUCUCUAUUGUUUAUAAUGAUUCCAGCUAGUGGAACUUUAACUUUCUCUAUAUUUUACACUCAGCAAGAUGGAGAAUACUUCUCCUUUAGGAUAUACAUCAUUCAUGUGUGUGCCCAUUGGUUACUCUUAUCUCUAGGAUCAUUUAUUUUAUGGUGAUUGGUAAUCUCUCCUCUUUACAACAUGUUUGACUCCUUCAUUGACUACUUCAAGAAUUCAUUCGGAUUAGGAGGAGGUAACGAAGAUAUUGAUGAUCAACCAGACAAGCUUUAUAAGUUGUCAGAGGAAAAUAGUGAUGAUGGCAGUCAUAGGGACUAUGACGAAGAUGAUCCUCCAGGCCCUUAUGAAAGAAACUCCUUCUCUCAAAAUGUUGAUGAAUAA
Messenger RNA from Moneuplotes crassus, 2294 nucleotides. NCBI's taxonomy places the organism in Eukaryota, Ciliophora, Spirotrichea, Euplotida, Euplotidae. The record is from the annotation of a GenBank genome assembly.